AUGUCCAAUCAGUAUCGGCAGGACAGCAAUCCCCGGUAUGUGUCCAAGUAUCGGUCCUAUGCGAAGAAUAUGCACUGCAAAAGUAUCGUACUCGUAUAGAUGCAUUACAAAUUUCCUCAGCAUGAGAAAUAAAAUUUGUAAUGCUAAUCUGCCUUGAGAACAAGGUUUGUAAUGCAAGACUUGCAUUAGCAUUUAUACGAGUGCGAUACUUUUGCACAGGAUAAAGAACUGGGUGCUCGCGGAAUUGGGCGAAAGCUGCGAGCUAUCAAAUGCAAAUAUGUCUGUGGGUCUGGAAGGAUACAACUUGUGAUGCUACUCUUGGAAUCUACAUAAAAUCUGUAUUGCAUGGACAGCAAAACAAGAGGUCGAGGUGUAGUAAUUUUCGGUACGCGGAGAGGGCGAGGGCGUUUCUCAUGCGGUAUGAGCAUCAGAAAGCCCUCGAAAAAUCUCUGAUGCUCGGGCAUGCAUCACAGACCUCAUGGGUAAUGCAAAAUCUGCAUGACAAACUCCUGCUCCUGCAUUCUUUCAGACCCAGAUAGUUUUGCAAUCCAUACGAGCUCACCUGCGCGAAGAGCGGAAAUCGGGUGUGCAACGCGAAGGAGCUUCUGAAGCUGACGUCGGUGGAGAAAGUCGACCUGGCCCUGGCUGAGGCUCUCGGCGAGAAGAUCGAGGUCGGGAGUAUGAACUGCAGAAGUAUCGUACUCGUAUAAAUGCAUUACAAAUUUCUUCAGCGUGAGAAAUAAAAUUUGUAAUGCUGAUUAAGGUUAAGAAAAAGAUUUGUAAUUAUGCAUGAGUGCAAUACGAGCACGAUACUUUUGCACAGGAUAGGGAGCGAUGGAAGCUUAUCGCACGGCCUGCAAACCGGGUGCGCCGUAUCAAAUGCAAAAGUGUCUGGGUCUGGCAGAGUGCAAACUUGUCAUGCAGCUUUUCCAUGACCCGCGAGGUCUGGAAUGCGGGACCUAGCAUCACAGACUCUGUGGGAUCUCUACCAUGCCCAUCCUGCAUGAGAAAUCCCCUCCCAACUCGGUCGAAAGUGGACAGCUUUUGGCACUCAUGCAACACAGAUUUUUUGCAUCAUUCAGAUUUAGCAUGACAAGUGGCAACCUCCCAGGCCCAGACAUGUUUGCAGUGCGUACGCCACCGCGGCGAACAAUCCCGAUCGAGGGUCGAACAACCACUCAAGCGCGCGCAACUACCCCGGCGUGCCGGCACUUUCUUGGCCCGGGACGUGCUCGUACUACACUUCGGCCGCCAAUAAUGUGAUCGGGAGACAUACGCAAUGUAAAUUUCCUGUACAUGAUGUACAAAAUGCAUGACAAAUUUCGCUACCUUGCAGAGUCCAACUUGUCAUGCUGGACUAGGAUUGAAGGCAAGUUUUGUCAUGCAGAGACUGCAUUUGUACGGGAGAUUUACUGGUGAUAAGACACAUCCGCACGGACGGCACGGUCCCCCUGGCAACCGAAAACGUGGAAUAUGCAUUGCAACAGUAACGUUAACGUACUAGUAUAAAUUGCAUUACAAAUAAUUUUUUGCAAGAACAAAAGUGGGAUUUGUAAUGCUGUUUUACCUUAGGAGGAAGAUUUGUCAUGCCUAUCUGCAAUUACUACGAGUACGAGUACGUUAGUACUUUUGCACAGCAUAUGGAAGUCACCGUCACAACCUGCGAUAUUGCGGGCGCGGGCGAUGGAGGUGUGGCCUCCCUGAAAGUGAAGCUGUUCGAGCGCACAGCUACCGGGAGCGGAACCGCCACCGAGCACAUCCUGUCUUUUUCGCUCGUGAAUGACAAUGCGGCUUACACCCAAACGGCCACGGGCCUGGCCGGCUCGAUCUCUCGCGUCACUGUUUACGUGGUCACGACGUCAGUGAGCGACUUGUCCACCUGGGGAGUGUGCAUCGAGAAGAUUCACAUCGACACACUGGGGCCCAUCAACUUCGGAAGCCGCUUCUGGUUCAAAGGAGCGGUCCGAAAUGAAUUUGACGGCGUGCCGGAGUUGAUGGUCACCGGGGGGACUGGCCCGGCCAACUGGCCCGCGGAGUACAAGCAGGCGUUCAUUUAUGUGAAUCCCAACUACGAUCACGGCAUGGUGUGCUCCGCGAAACCUGCCUACCCAAAGCACGACCUAUGCAAGAAAAAAACUGUGUAAGAAGUCGUGUAAGUCUGUGAUGCAGAAAAUGCAGAACAGUUACACUUGUCAUGCCAGACAACCACGAAGUCCUCUUUCCCUCUGUGUUAUCCCUUACAAGAAUAUGCAUGACAGGUUUUCUCUGUCAUGGGGAGUAAAUUUGUGAUGCUGUCAGCCAAAGGAAGCUACACUAGUAGCUCAGUUUUAUUUUUCUUUCAUACGACCGGCCCAUCUGCUACUGUGACCACUAUGAGAUUUUGGCCAACGCGGGGGAGGUAUCCAGGAAAAAACACCCAUCCCCAUCCAUCUUUUGCAUGACAAACACUGCUUUUGACGCAUGUUUUGCAUGACAAAUUGGAUGGGGAUGGGUGUUUUUUUCUGGAUAGGAGGAGGUAAAAGUGGGCGACGCGUUAUCCAAAGAAAAAAGUUUUACAGUUACACACUAACUAUUUGUAGUAACUUCAGCACGACAAACUUGUUGCUCUUCAGCUUCAUUUCAGACAAAAGUUGCAAUGCAGAAAUUAUAAGGGAAAGCAUGUACAACUAUGAGUAUGAAACGAUUCUCGCAAGAAGCGUUUCCGGCAUGACAGAGGUUGCCUGCUGUCUUGCUAGUUUUACAUCACAGUGCAUAACUGUAACCUUUUUUGCUCUCCAUGCGCGUUGGUUUCCCGCGGUUGGCCCGCGUUUCCUCAGUGGCAGAUGGUCACUGCCGGCACGUAUCAACUGCAACCAUGUCAUCUGGAUCUGGAACUUCGUGAUGCUAAAGUGUGCAUGAUGAAAAGCAAAAGACUUCCUUAUGCUGCUGGAACGCAUGACAAAUUUGCAGAACGCUUUCUCAUGAUACGAACUCCGCAUGGGAAGCUGCGUUUUUGUAUGACGUGACGAGAGGCUGCCACUUCUGUUGGUCACACACGCAAUACAGAUUUCACAGGAAAAAUGUAAGACCAGCAUUACAAGUUCCAAUUUUCCAGACCCAGACAUUUUUGCAUGUGAUAGCACAUAUCAGACAGACGCAGAGGCGGGGACCUUAUGAACUGCAAAAGUAUCCUCGUACUAGUAUAAAUUGCAUUAGAAAUUUCCGCAGCGCGAGAAAUAAAAUGUGUAAUGCGGACUUGCCUUAAGAAAAAGAUUUGCAAUGCAAGACUUGCAUUUAUACGAGUAGAAGUGCGAUACUUUUGCACACGAUAGACCUACAGCGAGUACCUCACCGUGUUGAACGCGGCUAACCAAGUAUCCUGAGUAAAAACGUACCCACCCCAUAGUCAAGUUGUUAUUUUGGUAAAUCUGCAACACAAAUCUCCAUGUUUUGGGAGUUGUGCAUGGCAAGUCCAAGUUUCCAUCUGUAGUGUAGUGCUGUUUAGGAAGGACAGCUUCAGCUGCAUCACAGAGACGCCUGCUCAUCCUGUUUACAUCAGCAUUACAAAUCCCAUAACACGACUAAGUACGAAUUCCCCUCUUGCGGAUGUACAUUAGUUACAGAUUUUUCUGUAUGCAAAUCUGCAUGGCAGGACGCUUUUAAAUAGGAUACCAAAUAAAGGUUAUAAAUGCGGGACCACAGGUUGUAUCAAAUGCAAAAAUGUCUGGGUCUGGAAGAUUCUGAAACUUGUCAUGCACGUUUUGCAUGGGCCAGCACUAUGUCGGUGAUGCAUGCCCUAGCAUCACAGACUUUUUGAGGGCUUCGCCGCGAUACCUUUUCCGCAUGACAAAUGCCCUCGCCGCGUAGCCAAAAUUGCAUCCCCUUUUUUGCUGGUCAUGCAAUACAAAUUUUUUCAGAAUCCAGAGACAGCAUCACAAGUUUAGAAUGUUCCAGACCCAGACAUUUUUUCAUUUGAUACGUUGCUAGCAGCAUGUACGGCGUUCUCAAACGUUACAUUCUGAACUGCUACGUGAACAAUUUGUAAUGCAAGAAUGGCAAAAGUGCAAGGCGGAACCGGAAGAUUGCGCCUUUUGCAUUACAAGUUUUGCCGCGCAGAUUAUCAUGCUAUCUAGUGCUUCGUGGACUUGUCAUGCGAAGCAGCUUGAUCAUGUAGAUAUGUAUUGCAAUUGUGCAGCAUGAUGACAAACUCAUGUAACAGUUGAGAGUGUAGUAACGUUUGAAAACGCCAUAGCAUGGGCGUUGCGUCCUUUUGGAUCAAACCCUUUUCCAGUGGAAAGACGAAAGUUACCAGCUACCAUCGGUUAUCAAGCGAAAAUUUGUCUGGGUCUAUGCAUGUUUGUCAUGCUUGUCUGGCAUGACUCUUAAAUCUGUCAUGCACGUUAGAAGUACUCAAGAGGAAGAGCUCCGCUUUUCUGUCGUGCAGAAACUACGGAGCUUGUCAUGCAGAAUAGGCAACACAACCUAGAAGCUCAGAAACUUGCCAUGCUGAGCCAGCACUUGUGGCCUCCUGCUCAUGAUACGCCACCCAGCAUCACAAGUUUCCAGACAACAUCCAGGGACAUUUGCAAUGCAUAUCGCUCACUCAAUUACGACGCGGACGAAGAAGAAAUCCCAGCCGUUAUCCUGAGGAAGAACGUCCCCACACCAGAGUCAAGAUGGGAAAUCUGCUAGACAAAUCAACCACUUUUCAUUGCUUCGCAUGACAAGUUUGCCCUCAUAGUGUGAUCCUUUUUCGCUAGUUCAGCAGCGUCACUGAUCUAGCGCAUCAUGCUGAUUCUAGCAUCACAAAGUCCAAAACACGACUAGAAAACGCUUCUCAUGGGGGUCCGCGUGAGAAACUUUUUUGGUAUGCAGAUUUGCAUCACAACUCUGGGGUGGCGACGUUUUUACUCAGCAUAGCCGUGUCGUCCGACACUGCUUGGCAAGAUGUGCUCUGUGCCGUUCACAUGAAAGUGCGCAUGGAGUAUCCGUCGCAAACUUAUUGCAAGGAAAAAUCCCCCCUCCCCAUCAUAUUGAAAACAUGUCCUUCUCCUUCCAAAAAUUUGUGAUGCAGAUUUGUGGCCACAAAUCCUGUCUGUCUUCCCAGAAGGCAAAUCCAGAGAGUCCGCCACGAUAUGCAGGCGGUUUGUAAUGCUGCAAGGCCUACAGGGCAUACGUCUGCCAUGCCAGGCCCCUACACCAAAAGGCCCCCCCCUUAGGCUUGCAAUCUGCGUGCAGUGCUCUCCUGCAAGACAAAUGUGCCCGCGUCACAGAUUUCAGCUUUGAUAUGCUGGGGAGGGUGGAUUUUCAUUUUGAUAAAACUGGUAUCACGGUGGGGGACACGGCCGAGUGUGCGGCAAUAUCCUGCGCAAAAAGUUUGUACUUACUCGUCGUCAUCCACAUUACAAAUGUGCGUUGCUCGCCCUGAGCAAAUUAUUUGUCAUGCGAUUUGUACAACUAGUAGGUGCGAUAGUUUUGCGAAGUGCAUAAGUUUUGGGGAGCUGCAACUCGGCGUCCGGGGAUGACUCUCUUUUCUACUGGUUCUCGGGGAGAACAGAAGGACCGAAGGAGCGUGCGGUAGAUGCAAGCUUUGCAGCGCACACUGGGAGUGGAGGGGGGGCAACUUGGAGCACCUGGCUCCCUCUGACCAAGUAUGAGCACCGUUUUGUGACCUCGGACAUCGUUUUGCUGAACCUGGGAGUGCGCGAAGACGGGCUCCAAAUCGCGGCACUGAAACUCGAGUGCAGCCAAGGCAGCGCAGCCUGGGUGAAGGUGAGCGCUUGGCGCUGA
Molecule: messenger RNA, 5769 nt
Organism: Amoebophrya sp. A120
Lineage: Eukaryota; Dinophyceae; Syndiniales; Amoebophryaceae
Source: the annotation of a GenBank genome assembly